GAGGCGGCAAAGAAAACGCACGCGUCUCCCGUUUCUCUCCCCCUCUCUCUUUCUCUCUCUCUCUCCCUCUCUUUCUCUCUCCCUCCGUUUUCUGGAUGUGAAGCAGCAUGCGGCCCGGUGAGAGCUUAGAGGGCUCGAGCUCGGCUCACGGAAGAUGUAUUGAUGCUAAUAAUAUUACUAAUAGCGGCACGGAACGCUGUCUCGCGCACCUCUCGUCGGCUACGAGGAGGAUGAAGAGGGUGACGACGAAGAGGAGGAUGAGGGGGACGAACGAGAGGAUGAGGGACGGAGGAAUGACGGCGAUGCGCUGUUUUCUGUGGAGUCUCGUUCUCUGCUCGCUCUCAUCGCGCGCCCAAGGUUUUAUCUACACAUGCGGGGGUACACUGAAAGGUCGAAAUGGCAGUAUAGAAUCUCCUGGCUUUCCCUAUGGCUACCCAAAUGGAGCAAACUGCACCUGGGUCAUUGUUGGAGAGGAAGGAAGUAGAAUCCAGCUCAUCUUCCUGUCAUUUGCCAUAGAAGAAGAAUAUGACUUCCUGUCGUUGUACGACGGACAUCCCCACCCUGCUAACUUCAGGACCAGGUUAACAGGUUUCCAGGUUCCACCUCCGGUCACCAGCACAGGAAAUGUCUUCUCGUUGAGACUGACCAGUGACUUUGCGGUUUCUGCACAUGGCUUCAAACUCAACUAUGAAGAACUGCACAGUUCAUCUUGUGGAAACCCUGGUGUCCCACCCAAAGCGGUGCUAAGUGGUGGAGGAAGAUUUGCAGUGGGAGACAGUGUGCGGUACAGCUGUGUCCCUGGUUAUGUCUUAGAUGGUCAUGCGACACUCACAUGCAUCACCAAUGCUGGAAAUGCCGCCGUCUGGGACUUUCCCGCUCCCAUUUGUCGAGCUGAGGACACAUGUGGGGGCACUGUGAGGGGCGGCAGUGGGGUGGUGACCAGUCCCGGUUACCCCGGCAACUAUGGUAACCAAGCCGACUGUACUUGGAUCCUAUUGGCCGAACCUGGAGACACCAUCUCUGUCAUCUUUACAGACUUCCAGACAGAGGAAAAGUAUGACUACCUGGAAGUGGAGGGAUCUGAACCACCAACCAUUUGGUUGUCGGGCACUAACGUCCCUUCUCCUAUCGUCAGCAACAAAAACUGGCUUCGGCUGCAUUUCGUGACUGAUGGCAACCACCGUUACCGUGGCUUCAGCGCACAUUAUCAAGUGAAGCGAUCAGUAGAUUUUAAAUCGCGGGGCGUUAAAUUAUUCCCUGGCAAAGACUCCAGCAACAAGUUUUCAAUAUUAAAUGAAGGCGGUGUGAGACAGGCUUCUAAUUCCUGCCCAGACCCAGGAGAGCCAGAGAAUGGAAAACGCCAUGGCAAUGACUUCAGCAUUGGGAGUGUGGUGCACUUUAGUUGUGGAGAAGACUAUGUUCUACAGGGCAGCAAAAGUAUCAGCUGCCAAAGAGUGGCAGAAGUGUUUGCGGCAUGGAGUGACCACAGACCUGUCUGCAAAGUCAAGACUUGUGGCAGUAAUCUUCAGGGGCCAUCAGGAACCUUUACAUCUCCCAACUUCCCAAUUCAAUAUGAGAACAACGCACAGUGUGUGUGGAUAAUUACUGCCUCAAAUCCCAAUAAGGUCAUCCAGAUCAACUUUGAAGAGUUUGACUUAGAGAUUGCCUAUGAUACUCUAACUAUUGGAGAUGGAGGGGAGGUAGGAGAUCCUACGACUAUUCUACAGGUCCUAUCAGGUAGCUUUGUUCCUGACCUGAUAGUCAGCAUGACCCACCAGAUGUGGCUCCACCUACAGUCAGACGAGAGUGUCGGAUCUAUCGGCUUUAAAAUCAACUAUAAAGAAAUAGACAAAGAGAGUUGUGGAGACCCUGGAACUCCUCUCUAUGGAAUAAGAGAAGGUGACAACUUUUCAAAUGGAGGAAUCCUGAGAUUUGAAUGCCAGUUUGGGUUUGAGCUGAUUGGAGAAAAAACUAUCUCCUGCCAAGACAACAAUCAAUGGUCUGCAAAUAUCCCUAUAUGCAUAUUCCCCUGCAUGUCCAACUUCACUGCUCCCUCAGGAACCGUCCUCUCACCGGAUUACCCAGAAGGCUAUGGGAACAACAUGAACUGUGUUUGGCUCAUCCAAUCAGAUCCGGGCUCCAGAAUACACUUGGCAUUUAAUGACUUUGACCUUGAGGCACCUUAUGAUUCCCUAACAGUGAAAGAUGGCGAGACAAAUGAUGCCACCGUCAUUGGGAGGUUCUCUGGAGCUGAGAGUCCCUCCCAUCUGACGUCUAAUACCAACACACUGAGGCUGGAGUUUCAGGCUGAUCACUCUAUGUCAGGAAGAGGAUUUAAUAUCACAUACAGUACAUUUGGCCAUAAUGAGUGCCCAGACCCUGGCAUUCCCAUCAACGCUCGCCGCUUUGGAGAUAGCUUCCAGCUUGGCAGCUCCAUCUCUGUGGUUUGUGAGGACGGUUUUAUCAAAACCCAAGGAACUGAGACCAUCUCCUGUCAGUUAGAAAGAGGAAAAGUCAUGUGGAGUGGGCCUAUUCCUAAAUGUGAAGCCCCAUGUGGAGGCCACUAUUCGGCUCCAAGUGGAGUGAUAUUAUCUCCUGGGUGGCCUGGUUAUUACAAAGACUCCCUUAACUGUGAGUGGGUGAUUGAAGCAGAACCUGGACGUGCCAUCAAAAUCACAUUUGACAGGUUCCAGACAGAACUGGGUUAUGACUUCUUGGAGAUCCAUGAUGGUCCAAACCUCCUGUCUCCUCUGGUUGGCUCCUUCAAUGGCACCCAAGUCCCCCAGUUCCUUUUCAGCAGCAGCAACUUUCUUUAUCUGCUGUUUACCACUGAUAACAGCCGGUCAAAUGCUGGCUUCAGAAUACUCUAUGAAAGCGUCACAGUGGACAGCUACUCGUGUCUGGACCCUGGCAUCCCUGUCAAUGGGAUUCGGUACGGACAGGAUUUUUCCAUCGGAUCCACGGUGUCGUUUGGUUGUGACUCUGGUUAUAGACUCAGUCAUGAGGAGCCGCUAGUGUGCGAGAAGAACCACUGGUGGAGCCACCCCUUACCUACAUGUGAUGCUCUAUGUGGUGGGGAUGUUAGAGGUCCCUGGGGCACCAUCCUUAGUCCCGGCUAUCCAGACAGCUACCCUUCAUCUCUCAACUGUACCUGGACUGUUGAAGUCAGCCACGGGAAAGGAGUCCAGUUUCAGUUCAGUUCUUUUCACCUGGAGGACCAACAUGACUACCUCUUGGUUACGGAGAAUGGGAGUUUCCUGCAACCUCUGGCUCGUCUGACCGGCAACGAGUUGCCUAGCAACAUCAAUGCUGGUCUCUAUGGCAACUUCAAAGCCCAGUUGCGAUUCAUCUCUGACUUUUCCAUUUCAUAUGAGGGCUUCAACAUAACUUUCUCGGAAUAUACUUUGGAGCCAUGUGAGGACCCCGGCAUGCCUCGUUUUGGCAGGAGAAAUGGCUACAGUUUUGGUGUUGGAGACACUUUGUCUUUUUCCUGUAAUAUGGGAUAUCGCCUGGAGGGUUCACCAGAGUUAAUCUGUCUGGGAGGCGGGCGAAGAAUGUGGAGCUCUCCUUUACCUAGAUGUGUCGCGGAGUGUGGUUCUUCAGUCAUAAAUAAUGAAGGGAUACUGCUCUCUCCAAACUACCCAAUGAACUACGAUAACAACCACGAGUGCAUCUACAGCAUCCAGGUUCAAGCUGGGAAAGGAAUCAACAUCUCUGCAAGAACCUUUCAUCUUGCCCAGGGCGAUAUACUCAAAAUUUAUGACGGUAAAGACAACACAGCCCAUGUUCUCGGAGCAUUUACUGGAUCAUCCAUGUUGGGGUUGACGCUCAUUUCCACUUCAAACCACCUCUGGUUGGAAUUCUACAGCGAUGCGGAAAACACAGGAGAAGGAUUCAAAUUGGUGUACUCAAGUUUUGAGUUGUCUCAUUGUGAAGACCCAGGCGUGCCUCAGUUUGGCUUCAAGGUCAACGACCAAGGUCAUUUUUCUGGGAGCAGCAUCACAUAUAGAUGUGAGCCUGGUUACACUCUACAUGGGGCUUCUACGCUGAAGUGUAUGACGGGUGAAAGGAGAGCCUGGGAUAACCCUCUGCCUUCUUGUAUAGCGGAGUGUGGGGGUCGUUUUAAGGGUGAGUCGUCAGGGAGGAUCCUUUCCCCCGGAUACCCUUUCCCAUACGACAAUAACCUUCGCUGCACCUGGACCAUCGAGGUGGACUCGGGAAAUAUUGUGAGCCUCCAGUUUCUGGCCUUUGACACUGAAGCCAGCCAUGACAUGCUGAAGGUUUGGGAUGGGCCACCUGAGAAUGAAAUGUCUUUGGCAGAGCUCAGUGGGUCUCUGCUCCCUGAAGGAAUCCACUCGACACUGAACACAGUCACGGUUCAGUUUGAGACUGACUUUUACAUCAGCAAGUCUGGAUUUGCCAUACAGUUUUCUAGCUCAGUAGCUACAGCCUGCAGGGACCCAGGAGUACCGAUGAAUGGCAGUCGUAGUGGAGAUGGCCGUGAGCCGGGGGAUUCAGUGUCCUUUCAGUGUGACCCAGGAUACGAGCUCCAGGGGGACGACAAAAUAACCUGUAUACAAGUGGAUAACAGAUACUACUGGCAGCCCAGCCCACCUGUCUGCAUAGCUCCUUGUGGAGGAAAUCUAACAGGCUCCAAUGGAUUUAUACUCUCUCCUAACUACCCGCAUCCUUACCCUCACUCAAAAGAUUGUGACUGGCUCAUUGCUGUCAACCCAGACUACGUCCUGUCACUGGCCUUCAUCAGUUUCAACAUUGAGCCAAACUAUGAUUUCCUGUACAUCUACGACGGUCCGGAUAGCAACAGUCCUCUCAUUGGUAGCUUCCAGGACAGCAAACUCCCAGAGCGGAUAGAGAGCAGUUCAAAUACAAUGCUUUUAGCGUUCCGUAGUGAUGGAUCGGUUUCUUACACUGGAUUUCACCUGGAAUACAAAGCCAAGCUGAGGGAAUCUUGUUUCGACCCAGGUGUGGUUCUGAAUGGGACCAGGCUGGGAUCUGAUUAUAAGCUGGGUUCGACGGUCACCUUCUACUGUGAAGCAGGAUAUGUACUGCAGGGCUAUUCUACUCUGACAUGCAGUAUGGGUGAUGAUGGCAGACCUGGAUGGAACAGGGCAUUACCUAGCUGUCAAGCCCCGUGCGGAAGUCGUUCUACGGGAUCAGAAGGGACUGUUUUAUCUCCAAAUUUCCCGAGAAACUACACCUCCGGACAGACCUGCAUCUACUCUAUAUCCGUACCAAGAGAGUUUGUUCUCUUCGGCCAGUUUGUGUUGUUCCAGACGUCUCUUAAUGACGUGGUGGAGAUCUAUGACGGACCCACUCAACAAAACACGCUCUUGUCUUCUCUCUCUGGGUCACACUCUGGUGAAUCUCUCCCUCUGAGUUCAGGAAACCAGAUUACAAUAAAGUUCACCACAGUUGGACCAGAAACCGCUAAGGGAUUUCAUUUUGUCUACCAAGCUGUACCCCGGACUAGCUCCACCCAGUGCAGUUCAGUCCCCGAGCCACGCUUCGGGAAACGUCUCGGUAAUGACUUUGCAGUCGGCGCCUUGGUGCAAUUUGAGUGCAACCCCGGUUACACAUUGCAUGGCUCUACUGCCAUUCGCUGUGAGAGUGUACCGGACAACCUGGCGCAAUGGAAUGACACUUUGCCAACAUGUAUAGUUCCCUGUGGGGGCGUAUUGACCUCUCGCCGCGGGACUAUCCUGUCACCUGGCUACCCAGAGCCAUAUGACAACAACCAGAAUUGUGUUUGGAAGGUCUCUGUCCCAGAAGGAGCUGGAAUACAGAUACAAGUUGUGAGUUUUGCCACUGAGCAUAACUGGGACUCUUUGGAUUUUUACGACGGUGCUGACAACCAUGCACCAAGACUGGGAAGCUACUCUGGCACUACUAUUCCCCCCCUCCUGAAUAGUACAUCUAACAACCUCUAUCUCAGCUUCAGCUCUGAUAUUAGUGUCUCAGCUGCUGGAUUUCACCUGGAAUAUACAGCUAUUGGUCUGGAGUCAUGUCCAGAACCUCAGACUCCAAACUAUGGAAUUAGACAAGGAGACAGGUUCAUGGUGGGGGAUGUUGUGCAAUUUUCGUGCGAACAGGGAUACUCUCUUCAGGGCAAUGCCCAUAUAACCUGUAUGCCCGGACCUGUUAGGAGAUGGAACUAUCCUGUACCGCUGUGUAUCGCCCAUUGUGGUGGGUCUAUGACAGAUGUAAGUGGAGUGAUUCUAAGUCCUGGUUACCCCGGCAACUACCCCAGUGGAUUAGACUGCACAUGGACGGUGAACUUACCUGUCGGCUUUGGCAUCCAUCUCCAGUUUUUGAACUUCUCCACAGAAGCAAUCCACGAUUACUUGGAGAUCCGUAGUGGAACACUGGAGACGGGCUCUGUCAUUGACCGAUUCAGCGGCCCAGUCAUGCCCAAACCUCUGUUCAGCACCACCCACCAAACCAGCUUUUUUUUCCACAGUGACUAUUCACAGAACAAACCCGGGUUCCACAUCACGUAUCAAGCCUACCAGCUCCAGAGUUGCCCAGACCCUCGACCGUUUCGAAAUGGCAUCGUGAUUGGCACAGAUUUCAGUGUUGGGAUGACGGUGUCGUUUGAGUGUCUGCCCGGAUACUCUCUGAUUGGAGAAGCCUCGCUCACAUGUUUGCACGGAAUUAGCAGGAACUGGAACCACCCGUUACCACGAUGUGAAGCACUCUGUGGUGGUAACAUCACGUCUUUAAACGGAACCAUUUACUCUCCCGGUCAUCCUGAGGAAUACCCAAAUUUCCAGGACUGUGUGUGGAGCGUUCGAGUUCCUCCUGGACAUGGGAUUUAUAUCAACUUUACUGUACUGAGCACAGAGCCCAUAUAUGACUACAUUACUGUCUGGGAUGGUCCAGAUCAGUCUUCUCCUCAGAUUGGACAGUUCAGCGGAAACACAGCUUUGGAGUCUGUCUAUUCAACGUCCAACAUCAUACUCAUCAAAUUCCACUCGGACUUCUCUGGAGCCGGCUUUUUUGUCUUAAGUUAUCAUGCCUACCAAUUAAGGGUUUGCCAGCCUCCUCCAGAAGUUCCCAAUGCUGACAUGCUGAUGGAAGAUGGCGAGCUUGAGAUAGGCGACAUCAUCAGGUACAGAUGCCAUCCUGGAUUUUCACUGGUUGGCAGUGAGAUUCUUACCUGUCGCUUAGGAGAGAGGCUGCAGAUGGAUUCACCACCCCCAACAUGCCAAGUUCAGUGCCCUGCACAUGAUGUGCGAUACGACUCCUCAGGUGUCAUCUUAAGCCCUGGCUGGCCAGAAAGCUACCCUAACCUCCAAAUGUGUUCGUGGAGUGUUACAGUGGAGAAAGGAUACAAUGUCACAAUAACCUUUGAAAGUUUUCACACCGAGAGAGAGUUUGACGUGUUGGAGAUUUUUGAUGGUCCCACAUCCAACAGCCCCACCUUGGCGACACUUAGCGGUGACCUGCCAACACCCUUCAACCUCACAACCUCUGGCCACCAGUUCCUAGUCCGCUGGUCUUCAGACCAUGGCACAAACAAGAAAGGCUUCAAAAUUCGCUAUGUUGGUGAGUACCAAACUCUGUACUGCUCCACCCCAGACUCCCCACUCCACGGCUCCAUCUCCUCACAGAGCGGCGGUCACGUUAACAGCGUGGUGAGGUGGGCUUGCGACCGUGGAUACCGUCUCAUAGGCAACGCCACAGCAACCUGCCGCCGCACAUCACUUGGCUACCAUGCGUGGGAUUCUCCUGUACCUGCGUGCCAAGCUGUCUCAUGCGGGGUACCCAAGGCUCCUAUAAACGGCGGCGUUUUAACAUCUGACUACUCCGUCGGAACAAGAGUUUCCUAUUUUUGUAACGAUGGGUACAGACUCUCCAGUAAAGAACUGACGUCAGCCAUCUGUCAGCCUGAUGGAACAUGGAGCAACCACAACAAGAUGCCGCGAUGUUCUGUUGUAGUAUGUCCCAGCAUCGGGUCGUUCUCUCUAGAGCAUGGCCGCUGGAGGAUUGUCAAUGGGUCACACUACGAAUACAAGACACGUAUUGUGUUCACCUGUGAUCCGGGAUACUACAGGCUAGGCCCCGCCCACAUCGAGUGCUUAUCCAACGGAGUUUGGAGCUGGAGGAAUGAAAGGCCGCACUGUCAGGUUAUCUCCUGCGGUGAGCUGCCAUCCCCGCCCAAUGGAAAGAAGAUUGGUACUCAGACAACAUUCGGUGCUACAGCCAUUUUUACCUGCGAUGCUGGCUUCAUGCUGGUGGGGUCAGCUGUCAGAGAGUGCCUGUCAUCUGGGCUUUGGAGUGGAACAGAAACACGAUGUUUAGCUGGUCACUGUGGAAUCCCAGAAGGCAUUGUGAACGGCCAGGUUAUCGGGGAAAACUUUGGUUACCGUGAUACGGUCGUUUAUCAGUGUCUCCCUGGGUUCCGACUAAUAGGCUCAUCAGUCCGUAUCUGUCUCCAAGACAACCAGUGGUCUGGACAGCUACCCAUCUGCAUACCGAUCAGCUGCGGCCAUCCAGGAAGCCCCAUAUAUGGCCGCACGUUGGGAAACGGCUUCAAUCUCAACGAUGUGGUCAGCUUUGUUUGUAAUCGGGGUUAUGAAAUGGAGGGGCCUGCACGUGCUCAGUGCCAGGCUAACCGCCAAUGGAGCCACCCACCCCCAACGUGUAAAGGUGGGGAGAAAAUGGUCAACUGCUCUGAUCCAGGUAUCCCAGCCAACUCAAUCCGGCAGAGCAAAAUAGAGCAUGGCAACUUUACCUUUGGCACAGUGGUUUUCUAUGACUGCAAUCCGGGGUAUUACCUGUUUGGAUCACCUGUAUUGACCUGUCAACCUACUGGACAAUGGGACAAACCACUACCUGAAUGCAUAGUCGUAGACUGUGGUCAUCCCGGCUCUCCCCCAAACGGUGUGCUGAGCGGAGAUAAGUUUACAUUUGGUUCAACGGUUCGGUAUUCUUGUCUGGGCGGAAGACAGCUGAAAGGAGAAUCAUCCCGGACUUGUCAGCUCAAUGGGAUGUGGAGUGCCCCCAUGCCAUUCUGCUCUGGUGACACUACUGGUUCGUGUGGUGACCCUGGCAUUCCCUCUCAUGGUUCAAGAGAACAAACAGAUUUCAGGAUCCGUUCUAAGGUCUACUUUUCCUGCUCAGAGGGAUAUGAACUUAUAGGUUCUUCAGAGAGGAUGUGUUUCCCGAACGGGACCUGGUCGGGCACGCAACCCUUUUGUAAACCUGUUCAGUGUGGUAACCCUGGCACUCCCAGUAAUGGCAAAGUAUUUCGCUUGGAUGGAACAACAUUUUCUCACUCUGUCAUCUACUCGUGCAUGGAUGGCUAUCUGCUCACUGGUCCCACCACCAGGCAGUGUCAAGCCAAUGGUACCUGGUCAGGCACACAGCCCAACUGUACCAUGAUAAACUGUGGCGAUCCUGGCGUGCCAGCUAAUGGCCUUCGUUAUGGAGAAGACUUCACUAUUGGUCAGAAUGUUUCAUUCCAGUGCCAACCGGGAUAUAGAAUGGAGGAGGAUGGGUCGCCUGUGAGGAUGUGCACCCAAAAUGGGACUUGGAAUGGAAAUAUGCCAAUAUGUACAGCUGUGACCUGCUCGGCUCCACCUGCCAUCAGUAAUGGGGUACUGCAGGGCAAUGACUUUGAAUGGGGCAGCAGCGUGAGCUAUAGUUGUUCACCUGGAUAUGAGCUCUCAUUUCCAGCUGUUCUGACCUGUGUCGCCAAUGGCACCUGGAGCGGCAUGCUCCCGCAGUGCUUACCCAAAUUUUGUGGUGACCCGGGGACUCCAGUAGGUGGUUUCAGAGAGGGACGAAGUUUCAUCUAUCAAUCAGAAGUGUCCUUCAGCUGUGCUCUGCCUCUCAUACUGGUCGGCACAGCAACUAGACUUUGUGAAAGCGAUGGCACCUGGAGUGGAACGCAGCCGCGCUGUAUCGAACCAACCAAAACCAGCUGUGAUAACCCGGGAACACCACGCUACGGCUCCUUGAAUCGGACCUAUGGUUUCAAGGUUGGGAGUGUGGUGUCAUUUCAGUGCCAGCCUGGUCAUUUGAUUCAGGGAUCUUCCUCCAGAACCUGUCAGCCUGAUCUAACAUGGAGUGGGACGCAACCCGAGUGCAUACCCCACGCCUGCAAGCAGCCGGAGAGUCCACUCCAUGUGGACGUGGUAGGGAUGGAUCUUCCUGGGUUUGGCUACACCUUGGUGUACAGCUGUCAGCAUGGCUACUUCCUGGCAGGGGGUUCUGAACACAGGGUCUGCAAGAGUGACAGCACUUGGACUGGAAAGAUGCCGAUAUGUCGGGCCGGAGAGAAGAAGAAACCUGUGAAGCCAGUAACAGGAACCCCCAGCCCCAAACUAAACGUUCCAGAUGAUGUCUUUGCUCCCAACUACAUAUGGAAGGGUUCCUAUAAUUACCGUGGGAGGAAGCAGCCUAUAACACUGAGCAUCACCAGCUUUAACUCCACAACGGGGAGAGUCAAUGUUACCCUUAGCAACGGCAACAUGGAACUGCUCCUGUCAGGAGUGUACAAGGCGUCCGAGGCCAGGCUGUUGCUGCUGAUGUAUCAGGUGAAUUAUGUGAACCAGGGAAACCAACUAAAAGAUUCAGCCAUCUCUCCCGCCAAGAUUAUAGAUGAUUCCUGGACCAUGGAUGGAUUUGUAUCAGCAGAGCCCGAUGGCUCUAGUUACGUAUUCCAGGGUUCUAUUCAGGGAAAAGACUAUGGACAGUUUGGACUGCAAAGAUUGGGUCUGAAUAUGUCGGAGAGUCAAAACUCGCCACCCCCCCAGCUUGGUACCAACAGCAGCUCCGUGGCUAUCGCCAUCCUGGUGCCUUUCUUUGCUCUGAUCUUUACCGGUUUUGGCUUUUAUCUCUACAAACAAAGAACCACACCAAAAACACAAUACACAGGAUGCUCAGUCCAUGAAAACAACAACGGCCAGGCCGCCUUUGAGAACCCCAUGUACAACACCAACGCCAAGGCUGUGGAGGGGAAGGCUGUUAGAUUUGAUCCAAAUCUAAACACCGUAUGCACCAUGGUUUGAGGAUCGACUGACCUUACUUGAAUUUAAUGACUCAGAUAUCCAAUGGGACCACGGCUGGUAAGAGACGACGAAAGACAAAAGCUCCGUGCUUCGAUGCAAACUUCACCAUGAACGACAUGGUCUGCACACUGAUUACAAAAGACCUUCAUUCCCAGUCCAGAAACCUAAUCUAACCCAGCUCUCCAGCUGAAACCAAAACCCAGCAUUGGUUUCCGUCACUGAAAGCAUUUUGUAUCCGCAAAUGAAAUUUGAACAAGUAUGAACACAAAAGGUCUGCUGCCUUUGAUAGAAGCAAGCAGCCAGUGUGAACUCAAUGGGAGAUGUAACAUCAAGAGAUGGAAAGGGAUACUACUGAAUGGAAAACCAUACUGGCUAUUAUCUGUCUCUAACCCCAAGACUCAGCGGGUCAUGGAUUCUUUAUAAUUGGAUUCCAAACCAGAUACAUCCAUUAUACUCUAACCUCUUAUUUAACCUCUCUCACUAUCUAUAAUAUGAGUACUAAUGAUUAAGCCAUGACCUGCUAGUUGGACAUCAUGACAUGUUAUCACAACCCAAUGCCAAAUUUUGUAUGUCACACAAAGUUGUGAAGAGGAGGACCCAGAGUGGGAUCUAUGAUCACUCGUGCCUGGAGAAAGAGAGCGCACAUCGUCAGAGCCCAGCUGUAGUUGGAAAUCAAAGAGAUAAUCCACUAAAAAAUAUUUUUCAUAUGUAACAUGUUGUCAAACUGACUGUAUUAAACAGGUCCUUAAAUAUGGGGAAAAAAAGAACAAACGUAAUCACAAUGACCACAGAUGGGGGAGAUGUGACAUGAAGAUGAUGUCAUAAAAGACACUGUGAUGUUAAGAAAACUGUUUCUAUCUAUUUGGUUUCAACACUGACAGUACAAAGAAAACACUGUCACCAGCAGACCAUCAGUAAACCGGACUAAUGCUUUGUGAAGAGGAAACUAUGUCUGAAACAACCACGGAAUACAACACCCUAACAGCCAGACAGGACAACCUCCUGUCUCCAUUACAACCAGAGGCUGGUAUUACCAGCCGGUAUUUGUCUUUUUUUCUAUUGAAAUGGGAUCUAAGAUGGCUAAUGUUAGCAGACAGUUGCGAAAGUUGCUUUGAAAAGAGACUAACUCCUAAGCGAAGGAUAAGGGCAUCCUUGGAGAUGGAGCUAUAAUCCUAACUGAACUGGGAUUAGAGCACAGCAAAACUAAAAGGAGUCUAAAGGGGAGCUAGCACUUAGAGAACGGAUGAGAGACUGUCUCAUCUAAAGGAUAAACUGCCUCUUCCCAUCCAAUGGAUAAGAGAGAUGGAGACAGGCCCUAACUGAACUGGAAGUAGACUAAGGGAGUCAUUAAGAGAAAAAAGAAGAUUUUGAAAUUGUAACCCAGCCAAUCAGAGCCUGUCUAACCUGAAAUCAUUUACUGGGAGAGGUCAGCCCUCCCUCUACAUAAUGAAUCAGAUCAGACAGAAUAUGAGGUAAGAUGUUCCUGAUCCUGCGAAUUUAAAUGGAUUUUGACCAGAAAGACACUAAAUGGAUACAGAGGACUCUGAUGGACUAACAAAGAGAAAGACUUUGACAAACAGAGAAAGCUCUGGCACUAAAGCACAUUUCAUGGGAACACUACCUGUCUGCCCGCUGAGAGAUGGACUAGCAUAGGGACGGAAAGGUUAGAGAGAGAGAACUGACAGGGUGAAUGACAGACACAAACGAUGACAGGUACACAUACAAAAUCUGGAGAGUCAGGUAGAGACAAGUGGUAUUAACAGUCAUACAAUGAGACAGACAGGUUCAAAGAAGAUGAGCCUGGUCUCGGACUGUUGCAGGCUCCGUCAUCCAUGUCUCCACUUCACAGACAGUUUAAACACAGAUUUACAGGCUUACAGAAGGACAGACAGGAGGCAGAGACAGACAUGAACUGAUAGACAGGCUAAAAGAAAGACAACAAGGUUGUAACCCUACAAUUGUGGACACUGUUCCACUGUAAUUCUGCACUCUGAGAGUGCUUAUCUUCUUUCUUUCUUACUGCUGCAGAAUCUUCUGAUCUGUAAAUCUAUUGCAUAUAUAUAUUCGGGAGCAUUCACCACCUAUAUUUUUGUGCUAUAUAUUUACCACAGGGGAGGGGCUAAAGGGUAAAGACAGAUUAUAGCAGAGUUUUUAGAAAAAAAAAGAAAGAAACAUCGGAAUAAAAGACAUUAUAAUUAUGUGCUAUUCACAGAAGUCACAAACAGUAUUUUGGUUUCUUUGUAACAUUAAGCUGGUUUAUUUUAAUUCGUUCUGUAUGUAAGACCCUCACACAUGCACCGUCUUUCCCACUGGGGCAAUCAUGAGCAUCAGUGGUAUUGUUGUUGUCGUUACUGUUGAGAUGCAAGGUUUGCCAGCAACAAUUAUGCUUUUUAAAUGGUUUUAGUCUACAUUUAUCACAGGUGGCAGAUUUCCAAAACCUGGUAGAGUUUGUACUUGUUUGCCAUUUUUCCGACUCCUGCACUGGAGAUGUUGGACAAUAAAAAUAUGUAAUUAUCUCCACUGACACACCGACAACAUUUUAAGGGUGAAGCUAAAGACAGAGUAACAGCUGGGGUUUCUAAACUAGCUGGCACAGCGAGGACACAGAAUAUUGUGAAUUAAAACUCUUGCACUUUUAAAAAUAGCUGUUUAUUUAGUUAUGUUUUAAAUCUAUAAUAGAUUAGUAGUAUACUUCAACAAACCUUUUUGUCAUCAUGGCAACACAGGAAGUCGAGCUUUUAAUGGAGCCCAUGUGUUUGAUAGACAAACUCUCAUCCAGCUCCGUCUCUGGAUGUUUUUAUCGUCUCUUACAGAACAAGGCCACAACGUACAAUUGGGCUGAAGUGCUAUUAACAAUGAAAACUGAUAAAAUUGCCCAAAAUUGAGUUUUUAAAUAGAUAUAUUGAUCAAAUUUGAGUUACAUAACAUGUCAUAUUGUGUUUCUAUUAUAUAUUUUAUAUAAGGAAACGGGACAAACAUAAAAGAGAUUAACAAAUACUUGCAAUACUUAGGAUCUGUUUUUCAAUACAUUUCAGAAUUAUGACAAUUUUUAAAUAAAUUUUAUUUAGUUGCAAAACAUACACAGUUUAAUCUGCAGGAACCAGGACGUUAUAUCUCACUUGUGGCAGCUAAAUGUGUCUGUUGCCACAUAAAGUGUGUAUAAAUUAAAGACUACUUAAAAUACAUAUUAUUAGUAGAUGUUGUUUGAUAGUUGGUGCACCAACAAAUAGAUGAUGCUUUUUGUUAAGCCCAAAACAUGGUUUAAGGACAAUAUAUAAGGAAAAUAUGAUUAGGAAUAGACAACUUGAUGGCCUUCUUGUGAAGUGAUGCAGCAAAGCUACUAUUAAAAAAUAUAUUCAGUUCACAGCGCACAUGGCAUCUGAACCCUAUGUAUGGAUUUCUUUCGUGUCUCAGUAUCUUACUCAGGACGACUUCAAUGUGAAUCAGAAUCACACCACAGACAGACCUGAUCAUCUUUAGGUGUGUGAUCUUACAAUCUAUUUUGCCCUUUUUCUAACAUCCACAUCAUGUUAAAUUGGUAGACCCUAUUUGACUCUUUAGAUUUAAAGGUUUGCAUUAUCUUUGGCACUACAAGUCUCCAACAUGAGUGUUGCUCAACAACAGACAGAUUUUAAUGACACGCAUGUCUGUGUUCAGUGAAUUUCAAAUCUUAUAAUCUAUUUAUAAUCAUGAACUGACCCAUUUAUCAUAAUGCUUGACUAUUUGAAGCCAACGCUUGUUUUUUUUUUCUUAUUUCAUGCAUAUUGCAUAAAAGCAGCCAUAUGAUCUCAAUUUUAUUUAUUUAUUUAUUUUUGUUGUGAUUGUUGUUGUUCCAGUGUGAUCUGCCACCUUUUGAUAAACACUCUGCAACCUUUUCUAUAUUUUGCCCCUAUCUGCCACUGUUGUUGCACUUGAUAUCAGCCUUUCUAAUGAUUUCAUGUACCAUAAAUGAACCACUGCUGAGAAAUGAGUAGAUGUUUGAGUUUUUGUGUGAAACCUUUCAGAGUAAAUUAACUAUCAUGAGGGAAGGGCCUGGUAGUAAUCCAUAUUAAUUGGUCUUAACAGGAGGCAGAAAUAGAAGUAUCAAUCAGCAUUAGUCAUUGUUUUGCAGCUUUGUUGCUCAUUGAAUAAAAAAGUGUUUGUUUUUGUUGUUUUCUUUUUGAAGAAUCUGGUUUUACGAACGAGAGGCUGAAUUUUGUUAGUUUUGGGGUCCCGCACAUGAUGGAUAACUAGACUUUUUAAUGAGUCUGGGUGCCAGGGUGAACAAAAACAUCCACUUUGUUUUAAGAACCCCCGCUGCUGUGACCACAGGCACCAACCACAUCCAGCUGACAAGAAAACUCCUUUUAAAGUCGUUACUGAUUUAAAGGCAAAGGUAGCUGCGGCUUCCUUGUUUAUCCAUGCUGUGACUGUGCCGCACUUCAUCGCUAUCAUGACAUCGUUUCUUAUUACAGGUCGGAUUGAUUGUUACCGCUCUUGUUGUUGUUGUUGUUGCUUUUGUUGCCGUUUCUUCAGUAUGAAUCUGACACAGUGCCUACCAAAAACCACGAGACCCUCCCUUUCGCUCUGUCUCAUACGCACGCACACACACACACACACACACACACACACACACACACACACACACCUGCUCCAGCGCCCUCUGCUCCCCUCACUCGUCAUCAGAGGUCAUUUUUUUCUAAGCUUCAGUCUAUUUUGCCACAAGCUUUUCCUACUGACUGACUGCAAUAAGACCCUUGUGAUUUGAAAGACUUAAAGCCGUUCCUGCCUGGGGGACAUUGGAAAUAUUCACCAUUUGAGAAAAAAAAAAAGAUGAAAUAUAGAAUAAAAAAGUGUUUUGUACAGAAAUAUAUUUUUAUGAUGAAAUAAUUUGUAAAAUGUAUGACUCUAUUAUGUAAAUUUUCAAUGCAAUGUAAAAUUAAA
Pelmatolapia mariae (spotted tilapia) is the source of this 15959-nucleotide messenger RNA. RefSeq names its product CUB and Sushi multiple domains 3b (gene csmd3b). The record is from RefSeq and is a predicted model, not a curated record. The transcript has 72 exons. NCBI's taxonomy places the organism in Eukaryota, Metazoa, Chordata, Actinopteri, Cichliformes, Cichlidae. The coding region runs from base 108 to 11036 and encodes 3642 amino acids.